GUUGUUUAUUCUUAUGCAUAUAAUUUUGUAUAGGGUCAAUUACAGAAAAAAUGUAAAUAUAUAAAAUAUUUUUAAAAUAAGUGAAAAUCAUCCAUGAGCCAUCAGGUAGCUAUAAACAUUAAUAACUUUUUAUAUAUGUGCUUUUCUUCAUUAUUUUUACAUAUAUCAUUUAGAAGAAAAGUUGUAUUCAUAUUAUUUUAUAACAUUUUCAUUUUUAAUUUUUUCCAGGAAAUAACUUUUAGAUUCAGAGGAUAUUAGAGUUGAAAAGAACUUUUCUAUCACAUGGUCUAAGAAGCUUCCCUCAUGUCAUUUUUUUUUUUUUUUUUGAGACGGGAGUCUCGCUCUGUCGCCCAGGCUGGAGUGCAGUGGUGCUGGCUCGGCUCACUGCAAGCUCUGCCUCCUGGGUUCACGCCAUUCUCCUGCCUCAGCCUCCCAAGUAGCUGGGACUAUAGGCGCCCACCACCACGCCCAGCUAUUUUUUGUAUUUUUAGUAGAGACGGGGUUUCACCGUGUUAGCCAGGAUGGUCUCGAUCUCCUGACCUCAUGAUCCGCCUGCCUCAGCCUCCCAAAGUGCUCAGAUUACAGGCAUGAGCCACCACACCCAGCCUCCCUCAUGUCAUUUUUAUCCAGUUGUGAAAAUUUAUUUCUCACAUGUUAGUCUGCUGGUUAAUUAAAAUGACUUUUAUCGGAUGGUGAUACUUUGAUCGUACCUGAUAAUACUGUCUUAAAUGAAAUAAAAAUAUUUAUUGAUAGUUCUUGCUUUUUAUUGAAUAUUAAGUGCAGUACAGCUCACACAUUAAGUCAAAUAAACUAGUGAUUGGAUAACACCUUAAAGGGAGGUACUUAAAUAUUUGCUACCAAACGUCUUGUUAAUUUAUUGAUAUUUUCAAAUGGAGUCUCUUUCAAUAUCAAUCAAUUGAAAUGUGAUUUUACUUAACAAAUUUUGAUUACAUAAGAUACGGAUAUGUUUCUAGUCUCUGAUCACAGCCUUACAUUGUUGGAGUCUUGCUGUUCUGCAGCCCAUCAUCUGCUGAACUAACAUGCCCUGUUAGAAAAUAGUUAAUGCUUAUGGGACUCAUCUGUACAGUUGGUAAUUACUUUCAAACAAUACAUUUUGUAUAUAGAGAAAGAUACCAAUUUAAUCAUCUGUUGCCCUCAGGGACAACACCGUCAGCAUAUCUUCUCAGUUACGGUGAUUCCAUAUAGGAUUAUUAAGAGUGUUCAAGGCUGAGCAUGGUGGUUCACGCCUGUAAUCCUAGCACUUUGGGAAGCCGAGGCGGGUGGGUCACCUGAGGUCAGAUGUUCGAGACCAGCCUGGCCAACAUGGCGAAACCUCAUCUCUACUAAAAAUACAAAAAUUAGCCAGGCGUCGUGGCGGGCACCUGUAAUCUCAGCUACUCAGGAGAUUGAGGCAGGAGAAUCACUUGAACCCGGAAGUGGAGGUUGUAGUGAGGCGAUAUCGCGCCACUAAAAAAAAAAAAAAGAAAAGUAAGGCAAGCCCGGGCUGCUACUGCGCGAGCCCAGCCAGGCCCGGCCCACUUGCUCAGAGCUUGGCCUUAGGGGGAGGCACGCCUCCAAUUGGCGCGAAAGUGAUAAAGAGGCGUGGCCGGAAAGGUCCCACCCUGCUCCCCUGGAGUACUUAAGGGAGUUGGCGGAGCGGCUGCACUCAUUGCUCCAAGGCUCGGCCUAGUGAGCGGGUAGCCUGCGCUACUCAGCGACCUCCUUGCCUCUGCGCUACUCAGCGACCUCGUUGCCUCUGCGCUACUCAGCGACCUCGUUGCCUCUGCGCUACUCAGCGACCUCGUUGCCUCUGCGCUACUCAGCGACCUCGUUGCCUCUGCGCUACUCAGCGACCUCGUUGCCUCUGCGCUACUCAGCGACCUCGUUGCCUCUGCGCUACUCAGCGACCUCGUUGCCUCUGCGCUACUCAGCGACCUCGUUGCCUCUGCGCUACUCAGCGACCUCGUUGCCUCUGCGCUACUCAGCGACCUCGUUGCCUCUGCGCUACUCAGCGACCUCGUUGCCUCGACCACCAUGCCGCGCUCUUUCCUCGUCAGGAAGCUACCUGACCCUGAUCGGAAGCCCAACUACAGCAAACUGCCGGACUCGAAUCCAGAGUUUACCUUCCAGCAGCCCUACCACCAGGACCACCUUAACUCCACUGCUUUGCUGCCAACACUCAUCUGGGACGCUUUCCUGGCGCUCCAAGCACAACCAACUGCCAGGGCCUCCCUGCAACUGAGACUCCCCCAAGAGAGUUCCAAGGCGGCAGAACUGACCUCACUGUCGGAUGAGGACAGCGGGAAAGGCUCCCAGUCCCCCAGCCCACGUUCACAGCCUUCUUCGUCUUUCUCCUCCACUUCAGCUUCUUCCUUGGAGGCGGAGGCCGAUACCACCUUCCCAGGCUUGGGCCAAGUGUGCAAGCAGCUGGCCCAGGUCUCUGAGGCCAAGGAUUCCCAGUUUCAAAAAGCCUUCAACUGCCAAUACUGCAAUAAGGAAUGCCUCAGCCUGGGUGCCCUCAAGAAACACAUCCGAAGCCACACGCUGCCCUUUGCCUGCGAAACCUGCGGGAAGGCCUUCUCCAGACCCUGGCUGCUGCGGGGCCAUGUCCGGACCCACACUGGUGAGAAGCCCUUCUCCUGUCCCCACUGCAGCCGUGCCUUCGCCGACCGCUCCAACCUGCGGGCCCACCUCCAGACCCACUUGGACGUCAAGAAGUACCAGUGCCAGGCUUGCGCUCGAACCUUCUCCCGAAUGGCCCUGCUCCACAAGCACCAAGAGUCGGGCUGCUCAGGGGGCCCUCACUGACCCUAGAGGCUCCCUCUUCCUCUCCCUACCAGACACCCUGCCCCCGCCAACCAACAGCCUCCCCAAGCUCCAGAAGGAAGGAGUACACCAUGUCCUCAUGCCACAGAAUUCCCUCCUGAGCGCCCCCAUUUCUGGAUGCAUCAGCCGCACGGGACUUUGAUGAAAACCAUUUUCCGGUUCUGUUUCCUCUGCCUGGAUCCCUCAGUGGACUCUGAAAGAGGCCUUCCCGUGGCCAUGUCUGUGGAUGGCUGGCGGGAGGGCAGCUGGCAGCCCCAGCUUGGGGGCAUUCUUGAACUGGCUUUUCUGCAUGUGUUUGUGUAUUCAGAACUGUUUGGAUACAGCUGUUUGAGCUACAGGACAAGAGCUGACAGUGUCCACCCCAGUCAGGGGACCCUCCCCACUCCCUCCCCGAAGGAGCCCUCAGGCCACCCUCUGCGAGGUUUGACUAUGCAAUAAUCCACCCCCAGUUUCAGCCAUGGGGCCUUCGAAGGCGGUGGCUGACACCAGGACGUGUCAGAGCCUAAGAUGCUCUGGGCCUGAGCAGCUAUUUCAGCUUCCUGUUUGGCGUGGUUGGCGCCUGUUUCCCAGGCAAUUUAACAAUGUCUCAAGAGGGACUGUAAGUAAUGGUUGUCACUUGUCGGUGGCCUAAGUGGGGUGCUCUGGUCUGCCCAAUGUAUCUCCCAGAACUAUUUUGGGAACCCAACAGGUAGGCCUGGGAGGAAGAUGUUUACAUUUUUAAAAGUACAUUGGUACUUAUAUUUCAUACAUUUUGUAUCAAGGAAACGUUUUGUAUAGUUAAUGUGUGCAGUUUAUUGAUAUCCAAUAAAGCAACUUGUGUAUUUUUUAAAAAGAGUAUUCAAGGAGUACCUGAGAAUGUUGUUUAAAAUAAAGAUUCCUGGAC
Molecule: messenger RNA, 3709 nt
Organism: Gorilla gorilla gorilla (western lowland gorilla)
Lineage: Eukaryota; Metazoa; Chordata; Mammalia; Primates; Hominidae
Product: zinc finger protein SNAI1-like
Exons: 1
Coding region: 2035-2808 (257 amino acids)
Biological process (GO): regulation of DNA-templated transcription
Molecular function (GO): DNA-binding transcription repressor activity, RNA polymerase II-specific; RNA polymerase II cis-regulatory region sequence-specific DNA binding
Source: RefSeq, a predicted model, not a curated record